Molecule: messenger RNA, 1418 nt
Organism: Oreochromis aureus
Lineage: Eukaryota; Metazoa; Chordata; Actinopteri; Cichliformes; Cichlidae
Gene: c1ql3b
Product: complement component 1, q subcomponent-like 3b
Exons: 2
Coding region: 266-1066 (266 amino acids)
Molecular function (GO): protein binding
Source: RefSeq, a predicted model, not a curated record
ACUGCCGUCUUCCUCCAAGCGAUUCUUCUGAUGCUCUCUCGCGCGUUGAGAAAGUGGGGAUGAACCAGUUCGACGCUUAAAGCGAGGCAUUAAAAAAGUUGUGGAUGGUUACUUUCGCGCACAAAUAUUUAAAGGACUAUUUUGUCUCCAGAAGUUGCAGGGCUGUGCAGGAGCAGGUCAAAUUCUUCCCCCAGCAAACAUAUCCUCCGCAGGCAGGCUGGAAGACCAUCCACCCGGGAGAUCACAGCGAAUCCGAAGAGCGCAGAUGAUCGCAACUGGUGUUUGUGGCGUCGCGCUGGUGCUGGGGUUGGUGGUUCUGAUUCCGGUGGUGGUGAACUCCGCCGGAACUCCUGCUCGCUAUGAGAUGCUCGGAUCCUGUCAAAUGGUGUGCGACUCCCACGGGACCGCGGCUACGGCUACAGCCAAGGCAACCAACCCGAUCAAAGACAACCGCCUGGUUCAGUCGCUGCCCACGUUCAUCCAGGGUCCUCAAGGAGAGCCAGGACGCGUCGGGAGGAUGGGUCCCAGGGGUCCGAUGGGCGAACCCGGGCCACCUGGACCCGCCGGUCCGCCCGGGGAGAGGGGGCCACCUGGCCCUCCGGGUUCACCGGGGGCACCGGGAGCGAACGGGCCAAACGGUGCCAUCAGUGCAGCCACUUACAACACCGUCCCCAAGAUAGCCUUUUAUGCAGGACUGAAGAAGCAGCACGAGGGAUAUGAAAUACUGAAAUUUGACGAUGUUGUUACAAACCUCGGAAACCACUAUGAUCCCUCUAGCGGAAAAUUCACCUGUUCGAUACCGGGGAUUUACUUCUUUGUUUACCAUGUGCUGAUGAGAGGCGGGGAUGGAACAAGCAUGUGGGCUGACCUCUGUAAAAACAACCAGGUGAGAGCCAGCGCCAUCGCCCAAGACGCCGACCAGAACUACGACUACGCCAGCAACAGCGUGGUUCUUCACCUGGAACCCGGGGACGAGAUUUAUAUCAAGCUUGACGGCGGAAAGGCGCACGGGGGCAACAAUAACAAGUACAGCACCUUCUCCGGCUUCAUGUUGUACGCUGAUUGAAACACGGACAGAUCUGCAGAAGAGACGAGAAAGAGAGAGAGAGGGACUGGGAGGAAAAAAGAGCUUCUCUGCAUAUAGCUUGCUUCACCGCUCGUGCUCAGUUCAAUGUCAGCUGGAUUAUUAGAGACAGAGCUCACCGUUUCUAUAACUCAAACAGAAUCAGCAGUGAUGUGGAGGAGGUCAUGCAAAAACAGAAAACUGCUGGGCAAUAGCGACGAGCUGACAGUGUAAUUACAAAACCAAAAUAACAGUUUUAAUCUGUACAGCACCCACUUGUACCCUUGUCACAUUGAUUAGUGUUGCUCGUGCUCCCUGAAUGAAAUGUCCUGCUUUAUGAAUUAAGUUUGCAGAC